AUGUUCAGUGAUACUACAUGUACAUGGACGAAGUUGAGCGCUCGCGCCGGGGUUUCCCCAUCCCCACCUUUUGCUGCCUACUCCGAACUCGCGAUCAACUCGGAGGAUCCAUCAUCCAAAUCUUCCCCUCCUUCUAUCAAUCUCCCAAGACAAUCAACAACCCCCGAAAUGCCUAAGAAGGCUGCCGUUCCGGAUGCAUGGGAUGAUGAUUGGGAAGCCGAGGCCGACAAAGCAGAUAAAGAAGCAGAAGUCGCAAAGGUGGAAGAGGAGGUCAAGAUCUCCAAAGCAGACCGUUUAGCCAGACAUGCUGAAACGAAUAAGAAGAUAUGGGAAUCAGCCGAUGAACCCGAGACAUUCCACUUCCUCGCGGCGAAUGACAAUGUCCCGCUCAAGACCGAGUUCAAACCAGCUCUCAAAGUCCUCAGUCGCAAGCCGUCACCGAAAGUGAUUCAGAAGAUUGACCCUAUUACUGGAUUAUCUAAAAUGACAAUAGAGGAUGAUAAGGAUGAGGAGGAUGAGAAGAAGGACCGGCCAACGCCUGAAGAGCUACGGUUGAAAGCGCAGCGAGAAAGGGAGGAGAGGCAGAAGCGAUAUGAUGAAGCUCGCGCGAGGAUCUUAGGGAGCCCAGCUAGGGGAUCGUCACCCGGCACUAUUACUCCCCCUACCUCUGCCGGUGCAGAAGAUGGCAAUGGCAAGGGAAAUAGGGGGAAGGGUCGUGGGAGGGACGUAGGGCGACAUGAGCACCGGCGACCAGAUAGUCAAUCGGGGCCUAAGGAGCUCUACGAUCCCAAUUACACACCGAAGCCAGGAGUUAGGAUAGAGAAGCGCAGUGGGGAGGGUUCACGUUCAGGCACCUCGACGCCUCGGGAUGACGAACAGAUUAUUCGAGCACCUAGAGGACCAGACGGUAGUGGUAGAGGAGGGUUUGUGUUCACAAAAAGAGGCGGGAACAAGAGUUGA
Molecule: messenger RNA, 960 nt
Organism: Venustampulla echinocandica
Lineage: Eukaryota; Fungi; Ascomycota; Leotiomycetes; Helotiales; Pleuroascaceae
Exons: 2
Coding region: 1-960 (319 amino acids)
Source: RefSeq, a predicted model, not a curated record